Messenger RNA from Amaranthus tricolor (Joseph's coat), 1137 nucleotides. RefSeq lists its product as uncharacterized. The transcript has a single exon. The record is from RefSeq and is a predicted model, not a curated record. Lineage: Eukaryota; Viridiplantae; Streptophyta; Magnoliopsida; Caryophyllales; Amaranthaceae. The coding region runs from base 1 to 1137 and encodes 378 amino acids.
AUGCAAAUGAGAAACUUAGAAAGACAAAUUGAGCAAUAUAAAGAAUCUAGACAACCAAAAAGACCACCACUUCCUAGUCAAUCUUUGUCUUCUGAAACUUCUCUUUCACCAACUUCAUAUGCCAAGAAAAGAAAAUCUGACAACCCAAUCACCAAAGCUUUUGAUAUACAAGCUCGAAACAACUUAGAUGCUGAGAUAGCAAGGAUGUUUUUUACUGGAGGAUUGCUUUUCAACCUUUGUCGAAACCCUUACUAUGUUAGUUCAUACAACUAUGCUGCCACAAAUAAUAUUCCUGGUUACAAUAAAAUGAGAACCACUUUGUUAGAUAGAGAGAAGGAAAAUGUUGAAAGGCUUUUAGAACCAACAAAGGCUACUUGGAGGGAAAAAGGGGUAAGUAUAGUGAGUGAUGGGUGGAGUGAUCCACAAAGGAGACCUUUAAUUAACCUCAUGGUGGCUUGUGAAGUUGGUCCUUUGUUCUUAAAGGCCGUUGAUUGCUCAGGAGAGGUAAAUGAUAAAGACUUUAUUGCUAAUUUGUUGAAUGAUGCCAUGGAAGAAGUUGGAGAUGACAAAUUUGUUGUACAAAUUCUCACCGAUAAUGCAAGCAAUUGCAAGGCCGCUGGAGAACUUAUAGAGGGUAGAUAUCCACAUAUAUUUUGGACACCAUGCAUUGUUCACACUCUUAACCUUGCUCUUAAAAACAUUUGUAAUGCUAAAAAUGUUUCAAACAAUGAGGAGGUUUAUGAUGAGUGUCAUUGGAUAACCAAAGUUCAUGGAGAUGCUUUAUUUGUCAAAAACUACAUAAUGAACCAUUCAAUGAGGUUAGCUAUAUUUAAUAAGUUCUCUCCAUUAAGACUUCUUUCUGUCGGUGAUACUCGCUUCGCUUUGGUAGUUGUCAUGCUAAAGAGGAUGAAACUUCUUAAACCAACUCUUCAAUCCAUGGUUGUUAGUGAGGCUUGGUCCACAUAUCGUGAUGAUCAUCGUGGACAAGCUACACUUGUGAGGGAAAAGAUUCUAAAUGACGAUUGGUGGGACAACGUUGAUUACAUCCUUGAUUUUACUCGUCCCAUUUAUGACAUGAUAAGAGCAUGUGACACCGACAAAGCAUCACUUCAUUUAGUAUAUGAAAAAUGGGAUUAA